This is a messenger RNA of Trichosurus vulpecula (common brushtail), 6522 nucleotides long. RefSeq names its product DEAH-box helicase 38 (gene DHX38). The transcript is spliced from 27 exons. NCBI's taxonomy places the organism in Eukaryota, Metazoa, Chordata, Mammalia, Diprotodontia, Phalangeridae. The record is from RefSeq and is a predicted model, not a curated record. The coding region runs from base 170 to 3862 and encodes 1230 amino acids. Gene Ontology annotation, cellular component: spliceosomal complex; intracellular anatomical structure. Gene Ontology annotation, biological process: mRNA splicing, via spliceosome. Gene Ontology annotation, molecular function: ATP binding; RNA binding.
GGUGCGGGCGUCCGGCUAGAGCCGACGCCGUGGAGCUUUGUGGGACGGGAAUGGCCGCUUGUGAGGCGUUCCGUUCCACUGGCUUCUGAGGCGACGGAUGUGGGGCAAGUAGAGGAGCGGUGGGGCCGCGAAGAGCCCCUGGGUGGCGUGAGAGUUCCCUAAGCCUGUGAUGGAAGACGCCAAUGAUGAGAGUGAGGCCUCAAUUCAUCGGCUAGAAGGCAUUGACCAAGAGACACAGGUUGGUGGCCUCAUUUGCAAGACCAAAAGUGCAGCUAGUGAGCAACAUGUUUUCAAAGCCCCUGCACCUCGUCCCUCAUUGCUGGGGUUGGAUCUGUUGGCUGCAUUAAAACGGAGGGAGCGAGAGGAAAAGGAUGAUGGGGAAGAUAAGAAGAAGUCCAGAGUCUCUUCCUACAAGGACUGGGAGGAAAGCAAGGAUGAUCAGAAGGAUUCUGAAGAGGAAGGGGGUGACCAGGCCAGCCGAAGCAGCAGGAAAGACAGACAUUAUCGAGCUGCCCGGGUAGAGACACCAUCCCAUCCUGGUGGUGUGAGUGAAGAGUUCUGGGAGCGCAGCAGACAAAGAGAACGGGAAAGGCGAGAACAUGGUGUCUAUGCCUCCUCCAAAGAAGAAAAGGACCGGAAAAAGGAGAGAACUCGGGAUCGAGACCAUGACCGGAAGAGAGAGAGAGAUGAACGGGACAGGAGUCGGCACAGCAGCCGAUCAGACCGAGAUGGAGGCUCGGAACGGAGCAGCAGAAGGAGUGAACCGGAGAGCCCAAGACAUCGACCCAGAGAUGCAGCAACUCCUUCACGCUCUAACUGGGAAGAAGAAGAUAGUGGAUAUGGUAGCUCCCGGCGUUCUCAGUGGGAAUCACCCUCCCCAGUGCCUUCCUAUCGAGAUUCUGAGAGGAGUCACCGGACUUCUUCCACUCGCGAUAAAGAACGGUCUGUGAGGAGCAAGUGCCCAGAUGACACACCUCUACCUACCCCAUCAUAUAAAUACAAUGAAUGGGCUGACGACAGAAGACACCUGGGGUCUACCCCUCGGCUUUCCAGAGGCCGAGGGAGGCGAGAAGAUGGAGAAGAUGGAAUCUCUUUUGACACAGAAGAGGAGCGACAACAAUGGGAAGAUGACCAGAGACAAGCUGAUCGGGACUGGUACAUGAUGGAUGAGGGAUAUGAUGAGUUUCAUAACCCACUGGCUUACUCCUCGGAAGACUAUGUGAAGAAACGAGAACAACACCUGCACAAACAGAAACAAAAACGCAUUUCAGCCCAGCGGAGACAAAUCAAUGAGGAUAAUGAGCGCUGGGAGACUAAUCGCAUGCUGACUAGUGGUGUGGUCCAUCGACUUGAAGUGGAUGAAGAUUUUGAGGAAGAUAAUGCAGCCAAGGUGCAUCUGCUGGUGCAUAAUCUGGUGCCACCGUUUCUGGAUGGGCGCAUUGUUUUUACCAAACAGCCAGAGCCUGUGAUUCCAGUCAAAGAUGCUACUUCUGACUUGGCCAUUAUUGCUCGAAAAGGCAGCCAGACAGUACGCAAGCACAGGGAGCAGAAGGAGCGUAAAAAGGCCCAGCACAAGCAUUGGGAACUGGCUGGUACCAAAUUGGGAGACAUUAUGGGCCUUAAGAAAGAGGAAGAACCGGAUAAGCCUUUGACAGAAGAUGGCAAAGUAGACUACAGGACAGAGCAGAAAUUUGCUAAUCAUAUGAAGAAAAAGAGUGAAGCCAGCAGUGAGUUUGCAAAAAAGAAGUCAAUUCUGGAACAGAGACAGUACCUGCCCAUCUUUGCAGUGCAGCAGGAGCUACUUACCAUUGUCAGAGACAACAGCAUUGUGAUAGUGGUGGGGGAGACAGGGAGCGGAAAGACCACUCAGCUGACUCAGUAUUUACAUGAGGAUGGUUAUACAGACUAUGGCAUGAUUGGCUGUACCCAGCCCCGACGUGUGGCUGCCAUGUCAGUAGCCAAGAGAGUCAGUGAAGAGAUGGGAGGAAGCCUUGGAGAGGAGGUGGGUUAUGCUAUUCGCUUUGAAGACUGUACUUCAGAAAACACUGUGAUAAAAUACAUGACAGAUGGGAUCCUGCUUAGAGAAUCCCUGCGUGAGGCUGACCUGGAUCAUUAUAGUGCCAUCAUCAUGGACGAAGCCCAUGAGCGUUCACUGAACACAGAUGUGCUGUUUGGGUUGCUUCGAGAGGUAGUAGCUCGACGCUCAGACCUGAAGCUUAUUGUCACUUCAGCCACUAUGGACGCGGAGAAGUUUGCUGCUUUCUUUGGGAACGUUCCCAUCUUUCACAUUCCUGGCCGAACCUUCCCUGUCGACAUCCUCUUCAGCAAGACUCCUCAGGAGGAUUACGUGGAGGCUGCGGUGAAGCAGUCCUUGCAGGUGCACCUCUCUGGGGCUCCCGGGGACAUCCUCAUCUUCAUGCCCGGACAAGAGGACAUUGAGGUGACCUCGGACCAGAUUGUGGAACAUCUGGAGGAACUGGAGAAUGCUCCUGCCCUGGCUGUGCUUCCUAUCUACUCCCAGCUACCCUCUGACCUCCAGGCCAAGAUCUUCCAAAAGGCUCCAGAUGGUGUCAGGAAAUGUAUCGUUGCCACGAAUAUUGCUGAGACUUCACUGACAGUUGAUGGCAUCAUGUUUGUUAUUGAUUCUGGCUACUGUAAACUAAAGGUCUUCAACCCCAGGAUUGGGAUGGAUGCUCUGCAGAUCUACCCCAUUAGCCAGGCCAAUGCUAACCAGCGAUCUGGGAGAGCUGGGAGGACGGGCCCAGGUCAGUGCUUCAGGCUCUACACCCAGAGUGCAUAUAAAAAUGAGCUCUUGACCACAACAGUACCCGAGAUUCAGAGAACUAAUCUGGCCAACGUCGUGCUGCUGCUCAAAUCUUUAGGGGUCCAGGACUUGCUUCAGUUCCACUUUAUGGACCCACCCCCAGAAGACAACAUGUUGAACUCCAUGUACCAGCUCUGGAUCCUGGGGGCCAUGGAUAACACAGGUGGUCUUACAUCCACUGGGCGACUGAUGGUGGAGUUUCCCCUGGAUCCGGCCCUGUCUAAGAUGCUGAUUGUCUCCUGUGACAUGGGUUGUAGCUCUGAGAUUCUGCUGAUUGUCUCCAUGCUCUCAGUCCCAGCCAUAUUCUAUAGACCUAAGGGCCGAGAAGAGGAGAGUGAUCAAAUCCGGGAGAAGUUUGCUGUCCCUGAGAGCGAUCAUUUGACCUACUUGAAUGUGUACUUGCAGUGGAAGAACAAUAAUUACUCUACUCUGUGGUGUAACGAGCACUUCAUCCAUGCCAAAGCCAUGCGGAAGGUUCGAGAGGUGCGGGCCCAACUGAAGGACAUCAUGGUGCAGCAGCGAAUGAGCUUGGCUUCCUGCGGCACAGACUGGGACAUUGUAAGAAAGUGCGUCUGUGCUGCCUAUUUCCACCAGGCAGCCAAACUGAAGGGAAUUGGGGAAUAUGUGAAUAUCCGCACCGGGAUGCCUUGCCAUUUGCAUCCUACCAGCUCUCUCUUCGGAAUGGGGUAUACUCCAGACUACAUUGUGUAUCAUGAAUUGGUCAUGACGACUAAGGAAUAUAUGCAGUGUGUGACUGCUGUGGAUGGGGAGUGGCUAGCAGAGUUGGGCCCCAUGUUUUAUAGCAUCAAACAUGCUGGCAAGUCACGCCAGGAGAACCGCCGCCGGGCCAAAGAGGAAGCAUCUGCUAUGGAAGAGGAGAUGGCGUUGGCUGAAGAGCAGUUGCGAGCGCGGCGGCAGGAGCAGGAGAAGCGUAACCCCCUGGGCAGUGUGAGGUCUGUUAAGAUCUACACACCUGGGCGGAAGGAGCAAGGGGAGCCUGCUAGCCCUCGCCGGACCCCAGCCCGCUUUGGACUUUAAGCCAGCGCUGGAUCAGUGGGAAGCCCAUAGUACCAGGAACCAGUGUGGAGCUUCCUCGCAGGCCUGUUGGUGGCUAUGAAUGAAACUUGUAUUGACUGGUGUUUUUUGCUGAUCAGAAAGCACGCUUGUCUUUUGGUGGCUUAACGACACUUUUUCAUCAACCUCUUUCCUCUGGCAUGUUGACAGGGUGAUGCCUUCAGGGCCAAGGAACCCUGGGUUCCUGGGUUUCCUUUUUGUACUGCCAGAGUGACCAGGAGGGGCCAGACCCCAUCUUGUCUGAGAAGGGGGAAUGCUGUGAUGCUUAGUGUAUAAAAUGUAUCUUUGCUUUGUCUGUGUCUUGUUUUUUAAUCUUUCUGUAAAGCAGCAAAAUGGAUCUGGAGGGAAUUGUAUCUUGUUUAAAUUCCAGGAAUUUGGAAAUAAUUUUAUUGUUUCUAAAACUUUACUGUGUUUCUGGCUAUUCCUUUGUCUUAUGCUGCCCUACAGCAUCACUUUAAAGUCAGGUUGGGUUGCUCUGCUUCUCUUUUUUUUUGUUUCUCCACAAAUCCCUUGAUGGUCUUGGCUUCCUUUCCUUCUCCUGUGGAGCUUCCUGGAUAGCUCUCUACACUGCAAGGACCCGAGAGCUAGAUUUGGGUUGGCUAAGCUAGGAUUAGCCAGCUUUGCUUUAGGAAUAGUUGGCCAUGACAAAGCAUUGACAACUGCGCAUUCACUAAUGGAGUAUGAGCAAGUCCUCCAUGAGCAAGAAGAAAUAUCCGUCAGAAGACUGGCUGCCCUCAGUCAGCUGCAUCACCCCCAGUUAUUGCAGUUUGACUGGUUUCCCCUGCCCCGCCCCACCCCCCCCUUCCCGAUUAAAGAGUCUCUUAGACUUGCUGAGAUGUUACCAUUUGUAUGCGGUCAUUUCAGCUGCCCGGCUUCAUCCUUCUUAGCAGAUGUCCCUAAGACUGUUUGUGUCUGGUGUUUUGUUUAAUGAAUUUUAUGCUGGGAAUGAAUUCAUGGCUCUUGUGUUGUUCAGCACAGGCUGUGGUUGGUCUGUUCCCACACCAUAUAUAACAAAUACUGUAUUAUUAUUAUAUCAUUUGUUACAUUGUUACAGUUUUUGUUAUCAAUAUUUGUCAUUUCCAAACUGAGCUAUAACAAUGAGGCGAAGUCUUUGGGGAUUCUCUUUCAGAAACUUGGAGUUCUUUUUGUUGAAGCUGUGACCCCUAUUUUGUGAUUGGGGUUGGAGGUCUGGCUAGCAUUGAGCAUCACCUAGGAAUGUUCAUGGGAUAUUCAGAGCAAAUUCUGGAAUAGAAAUUAGGUGUCCAACCUGCUUUAUUGAAGUAGAUUCCUAAAUUGGCCUUCUUGGUGGGAUGGCUGGAAGGACUCAAACACUUUUAUUUUUUCUUAGGUGGGAAUGAUAAUCAGGUAUUUAGACCUCUGGUUAUAUAUUGAGACAAUGUGUACCUGAGACCACUGGACUGGUAAUCAUGAAACCUGAGCUCUAGUCUGGUUUUUGCUAUUCCUGUAGAACCUAGAUCACUUUCCUAGAUUGUCUCAUCUGUAAAAUGAGAUGGAUAGAAUGAUCUCAAAAGUUGAUUUCACCUCUGAUGUCUGAUGACAGCCAUUUAUUGGUGUGACUUACUUAUGUACCCCUUUUUAGAAGUGAAAAAUUAAGUUGAAUCCUUUGGUUUUAGUAUGGAACUCAUUCAGCUGUUUCAGUCAUGUCUAACUGUUUGUGACCCCAUUUUUGGAGGUUUUCUUGGCAAGGAUACUAGAGUGGUUUGCCAUUUCCUUCAGCUCAUUUUGCAGAUGAGGAAACUGAGGCAACCAGGGUUAAAUGACUGGCCCAGGAUCACACAGCUAGUAUCUGAGACUGAGUUUUAACUCAGGAACAUGAAUCUUCCUGACUCAGUACCAUCUAGCUGCCCUGAAAAUCAGAUGGCUUUUUAUGCUUCCAGGAUUCUGCUGGGCAGCUCAUUAUUCCCCUUAUGAGACACCACGUAUUUCACCUGCAGAUGGCUGUUGAUGGAUUUAAAAUUUUCUUGAAUGUGUCUGCCUAAUGUUGAGUUUGUGGACGCAGGGAACGCUUUUAGUUUAAAAAAAUAAUAAAGGUCAUCCAUUGGGGCAUUUUAUGUUUGAUGUAUGAGUGGGAAAGACUACUUUGCAAGCCCCACUCAUGUAAGUAGCUUCCUUCUUUUCCUACCCUUGUUCAUGACUAGAGAAGGCACCAAAGUCACUUAAAAUAUUUUAUAAAGAAACUGGGACUUCAAGGUACUUUCUUUACUGGACAGAGGAAGGGACUUCUAAACAAUGGCAAGUGCUGGAAUCCUGAGUCUGGUGGAAGAUAUGAUCUCAUAUUCUGGGGAUUGAGAAGAGUGAAUUCUUAGUGAAAGACCCCCCCCCUCAUGCUAGUUCUUUCUCCCUACAAACCAAACUAAAGCAAAUGACUCAUUUAAUUUUAAGUUUUUGUCUGCGACCCCCCAUUGUCCAGUUUCAUCCUCUCAAUCAUACCCUCUUAAAAAAUGAAUUUGUUGUUAAAUCGUUUGUUUUGGCACAAGACUUCCCAAUAAAAUUCUACAAAGUAGGGUUUUUUUGGCUGUUAGAAAGAAGGGAUAUGUGCUUUAACUUUGGUCCAUUGCAGCAGUCAAUACUGUUCUAUUUAGUAUCAAAGUUAUCUCUUGUUA